Saprolegnia diclina VS20 is the source of this 1704-nucleotide messenger RNA. RefSeq lists its product as hypothetical. NCBI's taxonomy places the organism in Eukaryota, Oomycota, Saprolegniomycetes, Saprolegniales, Saprolegniaceae. Gene Ontology annotation, biological process: RNA processing. Gene Ontology annotation, cellular component: nucleolus. The record is from RefSeq and is a predicted model, not a curated record. The transcript has 4 exons. The coding region runs from base 43 to 1647 and encodes 534 amino acids. Gene Ontology annotation, molecular function: RNA binding.
GACUGGUUGAUAGUCCUGUUGGAGCAAAAGAGAAUCGUAUCCAUGGUCGCCACGCGCCGGUCCUUGCGUCUGUCCCUGGGUGGGACCGAGUCGACGGCGUCGGCCUCGCCGCCUCCGAGGCGCGCGCCCCGCGGCAAGGCUGCGGCUGCCACUGACGCGCCGAAGGAAGCCGAGGCCGUCAAGAGCGAGGCCAAGACCGUCAAGAGCGAGGCCAAGGCCACCAAGAAGACGACCAAGAAGGCGGCUGACGACGUUGCGCCCAAGGCCCGCGCCACGCGCGGCAAGCGCGUGACCCGCGCAUCCUUGUCCAAGUCCGACAUUGACGCGCUCGCGCAAGUGGCGCAGGAAGUCGCCGCGAAGGAAGCCGCGGAGGAUGAUGCGGCCAAGCAAGGCGCUCCGGUUGAGGUCAUCGACAUCGUCUCGGAAGACGAUGUGACGGUCCUUGAGACGGCUGCUGAUGAAACGAAGCUGGAGGCGCGUCAUGAGGCUGUUGUUGCCGACAUCUCUGCCAAGGACGAGGCGUCUGCCCAGGAAGAAGAGGUCUCGGCCCACGAAGAAGUGGUCUCAGCCGAGGAGACCGAAUCCGCCGAAGACUUUGCUGCUGACGGUACUGAGUCGGCUGAAGAAGCGGAAAUCGAAGCCGAAUCCAUCCAAGACGUAAUGUCGGCCGAAGAAGCAACCGCCGACGAGACGACGGCGGACGAGUCGAUGGGCGACGAAGCCGACACGGCGGAAGAGGCGACGGAAGCUGCUAUGCAAGAGGAGGUCGUGGACGAAGCGUCGGCGGUCGAGGAAGAUGAACACAUUGCGAUGGCCUCUGCCUCGGACGACGAAGAAGCCGACGAAGAGCAUAUCGCGAUGGCGCCGGCUUCGGACGACGACGAGCAUAUCGCGAUGGCGCCGGUCGCAGCCGACGACGCCGCCCCCGACGCUGAUAUGGAAGAGGAUGACGACGACGACCUCAAUGCACUGGUGGGCAUGGCCAUGGCGAGCUUCCAGGCUCCGCCGCCGCCGACGAAUGCUGCGGCGACCGCGACAUCCGAUGCGCCGCUGGCGCUGGUCUCAAGCACGCUCGAGAGCGGCGUGUCGUAUGACAAUCUGUACAUGAAGUUCAACGGCCGCAAGUGCGCGCGCGGCGCGGAGCUCGUGCCGGAGCGCAAGCUGACGGAAGAGGUGUCGCAGCUGCAAAAGCAGGCCGCGUACAAGGCCAAGAUGGACGCGGCCAACUCGGGCGCGCAUGAGAAGAAGGUGUCGCAGGACCGUCUCCAAUCGAGCCGCAAGUGGUUCAACAUGACGUCCAACGAGAUGACGGACGAAGCAAAGCGCGACAUGCAGCUCAUCAAAAUGCGCAACUACCUCGACCCGAAGCGCUUCUACAAGUCGAGCGACCACAAGAAGGGCAACCUCCCCAAAGUGUUCCAGGUCGGCACCGUCAUCGAGGGCGCAGCCGAGUACAAGUCGAACCGCCUCACGCGCAAGGAGCGCCAGCAGACGUUCACGGAAGAAAUCAUGCAUGACCAAGCGAUCCGGUCGUAUACGAAGCGCAAGUUUAACGACAUCCAGGCUGCGCGCGCCAACACGUCCAAGCACAAGAAGCCCUUCAAGAAGGCCAAGCACUACAAUAAGGUGAUGCCGUCAAACGUAUAGCCAAGUCCACCAAGAGCGUAGCGCUACCGAGGGCCUAUAAGUCCUCGAAGAUCUUAG